Molecule: messenger RNA, 822 nt
Organism: Penicillium cosmopolitanum
Lineage: Eukaryota; Fungi; Ascomycota; Eurotiomycetes; Eurotiales; Aspergillaceae
Exons: 1
Coding region: 1-822 (273 amino acids)
Source: RefSeq, a predicted model, not a curated record
AUGGGCCAAAUAAAAUCCCCUUUGCGGUUAGAGAUUGCAAAAGAAUACGACCAAUCUGCCAUUCGAUUCUUAGUGAAUGGAAUACGAGAGUUCCCGAGAUCAUUUGCGAAGAGCCAAAAAACGCUCUUCAUUCAUCCCGAUGUUAAUGCGUCGGAGCCUCCGGCACCCAUUCGAGAUAUACACUGGCUCUGCAAACUGCAGUUACAAGCAGAGAAAGCACAGCGUUCCCAGGAUCUAUGCCCUCUUUUACGAAGAAAAUUGGCAGAGUAUACACGGCAUCUUUCACACGCCUUGGGGAUUGAAGAGCUUCUGGGAUAUUCUCAGGCUUUGAUUCUCACCCAGUGCAUUCUGGCUUUAAAUGAAGAUGACUCGAAUGAGUACUCCGAGGGAACGAGCGUGUUGCUAGAGUGGGUCGCCGAGCGAUUGUGGCAGCAAGCUCCUAUUCAGCUUCCUUCAUCGCUUAGCCCUCGACAUGCCUGGCUACUAGCCGAGAGUGUCCGUCGUACCAUCAUCGUCAGCCUGAUGCUUCGCAGUGCGUAUUCAUUGCACACUAGGAACUACUCUGUUCGGACUCCAUUUGUGGAUGCCUUACCAUUCGACGUGCAUAUGAAGCUAUGGGAGGAUGGCUCUCAGCAGGCGUGGGGAAAAGCAGAUACGGGAUCUCAUGGUGCAAUGAUGUCAUUGCAUGAAUACUCCGAUGCUCUAGAACACGGUCGAGUUUAUGAUGUCUCUCCAUUUGCUGCAUUGAUCCUGGCAGCCUGCAAAGGGAAAGAAGUAUCGGCCAUAACCUUUCCGCCAGCGAGCUCAUAUAUCAUGACAUGA